UCCUGGCCCAAAACACACACACACACACUCGGCUGAGCGGCGUCUCGGAGGAGGGGAGGAGGAUGUGCACUGGAUGUUCUUCGUCAGCCGUCACGACAUGAACGAUAUGAGCAACAAAUACGCGGAAUUAUGGACGGGACCAGAACCGCGGACGGCGUCGUAGCGCUAUAGAAAGUGCCCGUUGUUGAAAAGAGACCUGUUUUUCUGUCGAAGUUCAAUCAUGCGGCUCACGGGGAUCAGCAGGUCUGUGGCGGUCGUGCUCUGCCUUUUAGGAUGCGAUAUCUGGAAAGCAGUGACUGAAGCUUUGCGGGAAGACAGCGAUGCCAAAGAAGUGGCAUUGAAGGUUCACCUGAGUGACGCCAGCACUCACCAGCCCCUCUCCGCUGUCACCGUGGAGAUCUUCGCCAACCACACCCCCAUCACUAGGGAGAUCUCCGGCGUCGACGGCAACGCGUUCGUCAGGUUCCACUACCGCCUGGGCGACCUGCUCGUAAUCACGGCGACUAGGCGUGGCUACGUUCCAAACUCCGCCCCAUGGCAACAGACCAAGCUGCCUGUCUUCUCGUCUCUCAGCCUGGAUCUGCUUCCCGAGAGAGCUGCUACUCUGAUGGUGUAUGACAACGACAUUCAAAUCAUCUCUGGAUACCAAGGAUCAAAGCUCCAGCCGUGGGUUCACUUCCAGAGAAGAGCACUGAGUCUUCCUCCAAAUGCCACCUACACCAACCUGACCGCCUUUCUGACUGUCACUCACUCAGGACAAGACGCACAGCACUUCCCCUACCUGCAGGGUCUCCGCUCCAACAGCACAGGCAGUGAUCAUAGGUUUGAGCUGACCCCUGUAGCUGCUAUUAGUGUCCAUCUUCUGGGAAGUGAUGGGGUGGAACUUCAUGUCAAUGAGCCAAUCAGUGUGAGCAUUCCCCUGCCUGCCAAUAGCGGGCUAAAGGAGAAUGACCACAUACCCGCCUGGAGGUUCGAUCCCAAACUCGGGGCCUGGUUGAAGAGCAGUUUGGGGUACGUACAGAGAGAAGGAGGUGAGCUCACCCUUACGUACUUCGCCCCUCAGCUGGGAUACUGGGUGGCAGCCAUGUCUCCUGUAAACACAGGUCCUGUGGUUGCAAAAGACAUCAGCACAUACCACACUGUGUUCCUGUUAGCCAUACUGGGAGGCAUGGCCCUAAUCCUGCUCUUCCUCCUCUGCCUUCUGCUGUAUUACUGCAGAAGGAAGUGUGUGCGCUCUCGGCGAGCCCACCAGAAGUUUGCUCUGUCCUCGGCUCUAGACGGCUCCAAACGGGACCAGGCCACAUCCAUGUCGCACAUGAACCUCAUCAGCGAGACCCACCUGGACCAAGUAGGGGCAGAGCCAGACCUGCACACGCCCAUGCUGAAACCUCGCCCCUACAAUUCGUCUACCAACGAGACGGUAGCAUCUCAGGACGAGCUUCGGAGCCGCGGCUCCACCAGCAAUGCUUACCGGCGUUCAGCUGAGACGUUUGCCCUAAAAUCGGCUUCAGAGGGCUACGACUCCCCAGCGACUCGCGGCGAAUACCGACGGAGCUACACCUCCAUCAUCUCUUCUUCUGUUCAUCCCCUCCACACCUCUGUUUCCUCCUCCUCCCCCCAUCCGCUGCACCAUACGGCAUCGGCUGGCCGGUUGUCCUCGGACAGCAAGGCCAGUGUACGCGAUCCCCGGCUCUCUCCAGUCACAGCCACACCUGUUGCCAUGGGAACACCUGUGGCCGCGCCCACAAGCCCCGCCGUUUCCCCUGAGAGAGAGCUGGGCAUGAUAGAGCGCAGGCCAGCUGACUACUUGCUCUCACGGUCAGUGGAUCAUCUGGAGCGUCCUGCUGCUUUCCCACGCCCGGGAGCUCUGCUGUGCUGCACCUCUGAACUCCAGGUAAGCCAGGGCGGAGCCACCUAUCAAAAAGCUCGCCCCACCCUGCUAAUCCCUGCCCACUACAUGCGACUGCCUGGGACGCACCCCCUGUCAGGCCAGGCACUUCUGCUCCAGUCGGAUGAACAGAGUGAGCUGGAGAGCAUCCGCGCGGAGCUUAACGCAUCCCAUCAGUCCCAGGGGGAGGCGGGGCAAGGGGACAAAGAGGGAGGGCUGGAGGAGCGGAGAGAGGGAGCAGGAGGGGAUGGGGGAGGGCCCGGGCCAGCAGAGGAGUGGACAUUACAGACUGCAGCGCUGCCCGAAGCUCUGUCCAUCCCCAACUCGCUCAGUCAGGCGGGGUUAGGGGUGGUACAAAUGAACGGAGAGGAUCAGCUAUUGGCCGAAAAGACACUUAUGGAGCUGAGGGGUGGGAAGCCCCUCCCACACCCUCGAGCCUGGUUUGUGUCAUUGGAUGGACGCUCAAACGCCCAUAUCCGCCAUUCCUAUAUCGAUCUGCAGAAGGCAGGGCACAAUGCUAGUUGUGCAGGAAGCAAUGAUGCUAGCCUGGACUCUGGCGUGGACAUGAGUGACCUCACGCCAGGCCGCAAGGGCCGAGGUCAAGAAAAAGGCCGGCCCACGUCGCCUGCUGUCGCGUUUACGCAGCUGGUGUUUGUGGAGAACUCUAAAUCUAGCAGUGAUGCCGAUGCUAAUGCUAACGCCAAAGUCAGCCCCACUCCAGUCUGCAGCCCUGAGGAUCACUCGCUUGAGCCCUUGCUGCCCGAGAGAGCUGGUCAGGAGGCAGAGGCAGAGACUUUAAUGACCCCAUCACCUCCUUUGCUGCCCUCUCCUCCGCUCCCUUCACCUCCUCCUCUCCCUGAGCCCAUGGAGGUGGGGGAGGAGGAUGAGAGAGGAGACAAAGAGCUGAUCCUCAGGACUGAGAACAAGGACGACCUGGCUGCACCUGACGACAGCGGCGAGGACGAGAACAAGAAGAGUCCAUGGCAGAAGCGCGAGGAGCGACCACUGCUUGCCUUUAACCUCAAAUGACCCCCAGACCAUCAAACUCUUUACCUUCUGUCCUGUCCUAACGAUGGGAAUUGCCUUCUAUAAAGCGGUAGUUUAGCAAAAAAUCUGAUUUACACAGUUUCCCUAUUAUUAUCCAUAAUGUAGUCGAUCAUAGAUAUUUGGUGUCUAAAGUUUGCUUAUUUAGUUUUUCACUGGAGCUACAAGUAAAGCACAGACACAGUACUGGGGAAUCCAGUGCUCUGUACAAUGAAUGAAGUACUUUUGUUCAUUAUUAUGGGUAUUAAAGACCAUUUGUGAUGAAAGUGUAAUGUUUGUGGUGGGCUAAGGACCAAAAAGACAAAACAUUCAGCUACCUUGUUAGCCUAUAUAAGCCAAGUGUCAUGUAGCCUAAAGAGUGAAAUGAAAAUGUAUGUUCUCUCGUUGGGUGAGAAGGCAACCUUCUAGGGGUCCCUUGUGGGCCAGCACUGGCCAGCAGGCCACACUUUGGGCAGUCCUGUCACAUAAGCAAGCCUAGGUUACUCGCUUAAUGUGUUAGCAUCAUUAGCCCUGUAGCUCCAUUGUAAAACUAAAGAAGAAACUUCACAUACCAAGCAUGUUGACUGUGUUUGGAGGUAAGGGGGGAAACUGCGUAGAUUUGCUUUUUCUCCAAACUAUUGUAUAAAUACAGGCUUUGGGUUUGCCUAUAUUUUUUGUUGUACCUGUGAAAGCGGAAAACGGGAGCAUCGCGACCUGAAUUGAUUACGGGAAAAGGCUCCAAGCAGCGCUUCCAAGCUCAUGAUCCAGGAACUUGCUUAUGUAUGAAGAAACUGAAAUUCAAAAGCAAGAAAAAGCACUCCUUUGAACACAUUUAUGCACAACAGCUAUGCCUUUAUUAUUGUUUGUUUGUUUGGUUUUUUUUUGUUAUACAUACUGAGCAAAAAAAAGAGAGCCAUUGUAUGAUGGUGAGAUGUCUAGCUUUAUGAACUGCUGCUGCUGUUCAGGUUAGCAAUAUGAUCUUUGGUUGGUGGCAUAUGGGCACUGCAGUUUGAUAGCAGUAAAUCUGCACGUAGUCAUUGGCAUUCAUUGUACCCAAUCACUUAGCUGAGAAAGGUCAGGUGUAUUAAGUACAGUCUUCCAUGUUUGAGUCUGCAAUUCUAAUGUAAUUCUAAAUCCAUGAUGGUUUUCAGUCUUUCAUGGUAAGAUUUUCUCAGUCCCUCCAAUGUUUCCAUAUUUAAUGCAUCUGAGUCAUAUAAAGUGCUGGAGUGCACUGGCAUCAUUGUUGGUUUAGCAGAUUAUGCUGGUGCUGCCUGAUCUUUAUAUUACUACCAUUAAAUAAUAUGAAAAAAACAAACAGCACUAGCAUUUUGUUUGUUUAUCAAAUUUUGCUAAUGCUGUAUGAUUUUGUUCUGUAUCCUUUGCAUAAUUUGUUAAAUAUUAGUUUAUUAUGCUAGUGUUGAAUGCUCUUUUUCUGUAUUAUUUGAUAAACAAUUCAACCAAUCAAAACAGAGCCAUUUCUUCAUCAACAGGCAAUUCCUAUAGAGUCAAAACCUAUUUGUGAGCUGAUGUGCUUCACACUUGCAGGCCCAUAAUGCCCACUAGAAAGCCAUAGCUAUGCAUUGCUUUGAUACUGCAGAUUUGGAAGCUUAAUAUGCCUUUUUUGCCAUUUUAUUCACUACUUUGUGGUUUAAAUGCAAUAUUUUAGUGACCAUUUUAUCCAGCAAAAGUAGUUGUUUCUGUCUUUGCUUGAUUUUUGCCUUUGUGUAAGAAAGGACACUCUGCUUUCUCAUUCCAAAACUGCUGCAAAAGUGCCUCAAGCAAAUAAAACGCUGAUUUCACUACCAUCGCUUCAUUUUCCUGGUCAGAUCACAUAACAUUAGGGCUGGGACAGUAGCAAUUUGGAAAAACUGAUAAAUCAAGAUUGAUAAAUCAAAAUUGGUAUUUAACAAUUUCAGUAAAUCUAGGACAGUUUCAAUUUGCACCAGAAGGGGGCGACAAAGUCUUAAGGCCUUUUCACACUGAGUCUGAGUUUCAUGUCGUAGCUCAUGGUUUGCACAUCUUGCUGCUUGGUGUUCAGAGCUGAAGCAGAGCCUCGAAAACCUUCAUACACAGUUGUGAGAUGGCAUUUAUUAGGAGAACGGAUCGUUCCCCGUUGUCUGUUUUUGAGUCUCAUUGCCUACUUUUCGUUACCACUCAAUGAAUCCAUUUAUUCUUUGUUUUUAUCAUCUGCGCAUGGGUGUUGAACAGUGUUGGGUGUUGUGUUUGUAAUUACAUGAAGAAAAGAAAUGCAUUACAAGUAACUAAUCACAUCUUCCAAAUUGAAUGAGAUUGUUACUUAUUACUACCUGGAAAAAGGAAAACCUAAUACUUUUUAGUAAUUUUUGCAGAAGGAAAUAGCCAGUCGCAGUAAACAAAAAGACCAAGAGAAAGUAACCAGUAGAAAAAGCUGGCGCAGGUCUGUUAUGUACAAGGACAGACAUGGUUUAUAUAUACUGAGCAGCCACUUCAUUAAGUACAUCUCCCUGUGCUUGUAUCUGUCCACUUUACUAUAUAGGUGCACUUUGUGGUUCUACAAUUACAGACUGUAGUCCAUCAGUUUCUCU
This is a messenger RNA of Colossoma macropomum (tambaqui), 5475 nucleotides long. It is a transcript of the gene fam171a1, whose product is annotated as family with sequence similarity 171 member A1. The coding region runs from base 221 to 2917 and encodes 898 amino acids. NCBI's taxonomy places the organism in Eukaryota, Metazoa, Chordata, Actinopteri, Characiformes, Serrasalmidae. Gene Ontology annotation, biological process: regulation of cell shape; stress fiber assembly. The transcript has 8 exons. The record is from RefSeq and is a predicted model, not a curated record. Gene Ontology annotation, cellular component: plasma membrane.